Messenger RNA from Cavenderia fasciculata, 1680 nucleotides. RefSeq lists its product as uncharacterized. The transcript is spliced from 3 exons. The record is from RefSeq and is a predicted model, not a curated record. Gene Ontology annotation, biological process: snRNA 3'-end processing. Lineage: Eukaryota; Evosea; Eumycetozoa; Acytosteliales; Cavenderiaceae. Bases 1 to 1680 code for a protein of 559 amino acids. Gene Ontology annotation, cellular component: integrator complex.
AUGCCAACAAUAAUAUUAUUAGAUGUAUCACUGUCGAUGGCAUCAUCGAUAUCACAUUUAAAUGAAGACCAACAAGAAUGUACUAUCAAAGAUAUGAUGAUCAUGGGUAUUAUAUCAUUCUUGCAAUCGUUGGAGAAUAAUCUUAGUACGUUUAUGAUGGAUUUGGUGGCACUCAUAACAUACUCGAAUACACUGGUAUCGGUGGUUCCAUUCACCAAGGAUCUAGAAAAGAUCAAGAAACAGUUGGUCGAUAUCAAACUACAAAACAAGACGAAUCUGGUCGAUGCUUUGGUUGCUGCCGUUCAAUUGGUACAGUCAUCAAAGCUAGCCUAUGGACAUGCCGUUGAAAUACUCGUCUUUACAGACAACUCUUCAUCACUCAAAGACAACCAAUACAUCCUCAAACAAUUGUACAUACCCUUUAUUCAUUACAUUCAUUUUAUAUCAAUCGAUCAUAUUUCUCCAGAUUUACAAGUAAAUUUAAAUCAAAAGAAACAUGAUCAAAUAACAACAACAACAACAACAACAACAUCUGAUAGUGUUAAACCAACAAAUCAACAACAACGACAACAACAACAACAAGAAGAUAGUGAUGAUCAAAAUUCAAUAACAAAAUCAAUUACACUUUAUAAUAAUAAUCUACAUGGUACAAUGUAUAUAAUCAACAAGGAAUAUAAUAAUAUAAAAUCAAUAUUAUCAAAUAUAAUAACUAAUAUUUUACAAUCUCAUUAUUCAUUUUAUCGAGGAAUGAUAACAUUUGGUCAUUUAACAUCACCUUUUACAUUGUAUCCAUCAAUCUAUACAAUCAAUUCAUUUGUAAAAGAUAGAUUUAAACUUCCAUCUCAAGAUAUAUCAGCAGCAUCCAAUAAUAGUAGUAAUAAUAAUAAUUUAGAACCAAUCUUUCCAAAUACAUCAUUUGAUAGAUUCCCUUCACAUGUAUCAAUUAUUGGAUUUUUACCAAGCAAGUCAUUGAACAAGGUUGAUAGUGUGACGAGACAUGUUGUCAUUCCACUGAUCCCAGAUUCACAGCCGGGAUCUACUCCACCUCUAUGUCCAGUCUUACAUUAUACACUAAGAGCACAAAAGAAAACAGCCAUUGUAUCAAUCAUUGAUAAACAGUGGUAUGGACUAUUGACGGCAGUCGUAGAGAAUGAUACACCUGUCCUCAUCCUCACUACUCUUGCUCCUCAUUCCAACUUUUCAGAUAUUGUACUCGAAUGUGGUAUCGAUCAAAUGGAAGUUGGUACACUUGGUAAUUUUGAAUCAAUCCAACAACAGCAGCAACAACAGCAACAACAACAAAACCAACACCAACAAUCUAAUCUACCAUCAUACAAUAAUAUACUAAAUGGAGGUAAAAACUUAAAUAAUUUACCAGUGAUUGAUCAGUCAUUUGCUAGACUAGACAAUAUACAAAUGGAUAUUCAAAAGUUACAAAGAAUUAUUAGAACCUCGCCUUUUAGAAUUGAUACUUUGGUCCUUGAAUGUGAAAAGAUUAGACAGACUGCAUUGACCUAUCAAAUGCCAUCACUCAUGACUGCCAUACUAGUCGCCAUCAAAGAAGAACUCAAUCAAUCACUCUCAACAAUGAAUAUUAGUCAACAACAUGCUUCCAUCUUGCAAGCUCUAUUAUAUCGAUUGGAACUCCCAUCGGCCAUUAAUGAUGAAUUGGGCAUAUAA